This is a messenger RNA of Strongylocentrotus purpuratus (purple sea urchin), 6237 nucleotides long. RefSeq lists its product as uncharacterized. The record is from RefSeq and is a predicted model, not a curated record. The transcript is spliced from 8 exons. Bases 1 to 6237 code for a protein of 2078 amino acids. Lineage: Eukaryota; Metazoa; Echinodermata; Echinoidea; Camarodonta; Strongylocentrotidae.
AUGAAAGGAGGCAAAGGAGACUAUGACCUUAGUCACAGCGGGGACAUCGAUGUUGGUGCAGAAGGAAAAUUCAAGCCGACGGGUGGUAGUGCUGACUUGUCUCUCAAUGGGGAUUUUGAGCUAGCAAAACCAGAAGCUGGCAUUUCGGUAGAUCAACCAAGUGGACCAAAAGUCCAGACAGACUUUGAUGCCACAGCUGACGCUAAACUGCACAGAGGAGAUAAAAAGAGAGGUUCUGGGAAAAGGGGCAGCUUUGGCCUGCCAUCUAUACACUUUGGCAAGUCAAAGCAUAAAGCUUCGGGAGAUGUUGAUGUAAACAUUGAUGUAUCACCCCCAAAGGCAUCUGGAAGUAUAAACGUCAAGGGUAAAGGCAGCCCAAAGAAAAAGAAGGGCAAAUUUGGAUUAGGUUUAGGCGGUAAAAAGGAAGAAAUGGAUGUGAGUGCAGGUAGUGAUAUUGUUACUCCCAAAGUUGACAUUGAAGCAAAGGCUGCAAAACCAAGUGGAGAUAUUAGUGGUGGUCACCUUGCAGGAGUUGGAGACUUCACAGUUGACCUGGAUGUUGCAGCUCCCAAACUUGAUGGGUCAUUCUCUGGCGGUGGAGGCAUUGGUGGAGAUAUUAAUGGAGAUGGAAAAAUUGAUGCAGAUGUUACAGCACCACAACCAGAUGCUUCCCUUUCUGUAGGUGGAGGAAUAGACCUAAGUGCUGGAAGUGGUGAAAUGGGAGAAGUUCCAGAUGUUGGUUUGAAUCUUGGCAAAAAGGGAAAACCUAAAAAGCCAAAAGGAAAAAAAAAGGGAGGCUUUGGUUUUGGAUUUCGAGGUAAAAAGGAUGGGAAAUCAAGCAGCAGUUCCAGUUCUUCAGAAUCAGACCAUGAAGGGAAAGGGGGGUUCAAAGUCAAAUUGCCCAGUUUUGGAUUUUCAGGCAAGGCUAAAAGACUGGUUCUGCAGAAGGAGGAAUUGACAUCAGUGGUGAUGUUGAUGUGUCGGCACCUAAAUCAGAUGGUUCGCUGUCAAUGGCUCACUGUCAGCAGGUGGAGGAAUUGGUGGGGAUUUGGAGGCCUUGGUGGAAUUGGAGAUGGAAACGUUGAUGUUGAUGUCUCAGCACCUAAACCAGAUGGCUCACUGUCAAUAGGUGGAGGAAUUGGUGGGGGAUUUGGAGGCCUGGGUGGAAUUGGAGAUGGAAAAGUUGAUGUUGAUGUCUCAGCACCUAAACCAGAUGGCUCACUGUCAAUAGGUGGAGGAAUUGGUGGGGGUUUUGGAGGCCUUGGUGGAAUUGGAGAUGGAAACGUUGAUGUUGAUGUCUCAGCUCCUAAACCAGAUGGCUCACUGUCUGCAGGUGGAGGAAUUGGUGGGGGAUUUGGAGGUCUUGGUGGAAUUGGAGAUGGAAAAGUUGAUGUUGAUGUCUCAGCACCUAAACCAGAUGGCUCACUCUCGAUAGGUGGUGGAAUUGCACCUAAACCAGAUGGCUCACUGUCAGCAGGUGGAGGAAUUGGUGGGGCAUUUGGAGGCCUUGGUGGAAUUGGAGAUGGAAAAGUUGAUGUUGAUGUCUCAGCACCUAAACCAGAUGGCUCACUGUCAGCAGGUGGAGGCCUUGGUGGGGGAUUUGGAGGCCUUGGUGGAAUUGGAGAUGGACAAGUUGAUGUUGAUGUCUCAGCACCUAAACCAGAUGGCUCAUUGUCAGCAGGUGGAGGAAUUGGUGGGGGAUUUGGAGGCCUGGGUGGAAUUGGAGAUGGAAAAGUUGAUGUUGAUGUCUCAGCACCUAAACCAGAUGGCUCACUGUCAAUAGGUGGAGGCCUUGGUGGUGGAUUUGGAGGCCUUGGUGGAAUCGGAGAUGGAAAAGUUGAUGUUGAUGUCUCAGCUCCUAAACCAGAUGGCUCACUGUCAGCAGGUGGAGGAAUUGGUGGGGGAUUUGGAGGCCUUGAUGGCUCACUGUCAAUAGGUGGAGGCCUUGGUGGGGGAUUUGGAGGCCUUGGUGGAAUUGGAGAUGGAAAAGUUGAUGUUGAUGUCUCAGCUCCUAAACCAGAUGGCUCACUGUCAGCAGGUGGAGGAAUUGGUGGGGGAUUUGGAGGCCUUGGUGGAAUUGGAGAUGGAAAAGUUGAUGUUGAUGUCUCAGCACCUAAACCAGAUGGCUCACUGUCAAUAGGUGGAGGCCUUGCACCUAAACCAGAUGGCUCACUGUCAGCAGGUGGGGGAUUUGGAGGCCUUGGUGGAAUUGGAGAUGGAAAAGUUGAUGUUGAUGUCUCAGCUCCUAAACCAGAUGGCUCACUGUCAAUAGGUGGAGGAAUUGGUGGGGGAUUUGGAGGUCUUGGUGGAAUUGGAGAUGGAAAAGUUGAUGUUGAUGUCUCAGCUCCUAAACCAGAUGGCUCACUGUCAGCAGGUGGAGGAAUUGGUGGGGGAUUUGGAGGCUUUGGUGGAAUUGGAGAUGGAAAAGUGGAUGUUGAUGUCUCAGCACCUAAACCAGAUAGCUCACUGUCAAUAGGUGGAGGAAUUGGUGGGGCAUUUGGAGGCCUUGGUGGAAUUGGAGAUGGAAAAGUUGAUGUUGAUGUCUCAGCACCUAAACCAGAUGGCUCACUGUCAGCAGGUGGAGGAAUUGGUGGGGGAUUUGGAGGCCUUGGUGGGGGAUUUGGAGGCCUUGGUGGAAUUGGAGAUGGAAAAGUUGAUGUUGAUGUCUCAGCACCUAAACCAGAUGGCUCCCUGUCAGCAGGUGGAGGAAUUGGUGGGGUAUUGGGAGGCCUUGGUGGGGGAUUUGGAGGCCUUGGUGGAAUUGGAGAUGGAAAAGUUGAUGUUGAUGUCUCAGCACCUAAACCAGAUGGCUCACUGUCAGCAGGUGGAGGAAUUGGUGGGGGAUUUGGAGGCCUUGGUGAUAUUGGAGAUGGAAAAGUUGAUGUUGAUGUCUCAGCACCUAAACCAGAUGGCUCACUGUCAGCAGGUGGAGGAAUUGGUGGGGGAUUUGGAGGCCUUGGUGGAAUUGGAGGCCUUGGUGGAAUUGGAGAUGGAAAAGUUGAUGUUGAUGUCUCAGCACCUAAACCAGAUGGCUCACUGUCAGCAGGUGGAGGAAUCGGUGGGGGAUUUGGAGGCCUUGGUGGAAUUGGAGAUGGAAAAGUUGAUGUUGAUGUCUCAGCACCUAAACCAGAUGGCUCACUGUCAGCAGGUGGUGGAAUUGGUGGGGGAUUUGGAGGCCUUGGUGGAAUUGGAGAUGGAAAAGUUGAUGUUGAUGUCUCAGCUCCUAAACCAGAUGGCUCACUGUCAAUAGGUGGAGGAAUUGGUGGGGGAUUUGGAGGUCUUGGUGGAAUUGGAGAUGGAAAAGUUGAUGUUGAUGUCUCAGCUCCUAAACCAGAUGGCUCACUGUCAAUAGGUGGAGGAAUUGGUGGGGGAUUUGGAGGCCUUGGUGGAAUUGGAGAUGGAAAAGUUGAUGUUGAUGUCUCAGCACCUAAACCAGAUGGCUCACUGUCAGCAGGUGGAGGAUUUGGUGGGGGAUUUGGAGGCCUUGGUGGAAUUGGAGAUGGAAAAGUUGAUGUUGAUGUCUCAGCACCUAAACCAGAUGGUUCACUGCCAGCAGGUGGAGGAAUCGGUGGGGGAUUUGGAGGCCUUGGUGGAAUUGGAGAUGGAAAAGUUGAUGUUGAUGUCUCAGCUCCUAAACCAGAUGGCUCACUGUCAAUAGGUGGAGGAAUUGAUGGGGGAUUUGGAGGCCUUGGUGGAAUUGGAGAUGGAAAAGUUGAUGUUGAUGUCUCAGCACCUAAACCAGAUGGCUCACUGUCAGCAGGUGGAGGAUUUGGUGGAGGAUUUGGAGGCCUUGGUGGAAUUGGAGAUGGAAAAGUUGAUGUUGAUGUCUCAGCACCUAAACCAGAUGGCUCACUGUCAGCAGCACCUAAACCAGAUGGCUCACUGUCAGCAGGUGGAGGAAUCGGUGGGGGAUUUGGAGGCCUUGGUGGAAUUGGAGAUGGAAAAGUUGAUGUUGAUGUCUCAGCACCUAAACCAGAUGGUUCACUGUCAAUAGGUGGAGGAAUUGGUGGGGGAUUGGGAGGCCUUGGUGGAAUUGGAGAUGGAAAAGUUGAUGUUGAUGUCUCGGCACCUAAACCAGAUGGUUCACUGUCAAUAGGUGGAGGAAUUGGUGGGGGAUUUGGAGCACCCAACCCAGAAGGUUCUCUCUCUGUUAGUGGUCCUGAUGUAAGUGGAGAUGGCAUUAGUGGCAAUUUUGGUGGAGGCAUUGGUGAUGGUGCAGGUGGUAGCUUUGGGGGUGGAGAUAUUGACAUUGAAACUAAAGCACCAAAACCAGAUGGCUCAUUUUCUGUAGGUGGAGGUCUGGCCUUGGCUGGUGAGGGAUUUGGUAAAGAUUUUGGAGGUGACCUAGAUAUGGUUACACCUAAGGUUGAUGACAGCGUAAAAGCAGUCAAACCAAAAGCCAACGCAUCAGCUGGAGGUUUUGUUGGCAGAGGCCUUGGAGGUGGUAUUGCUGGAGGCUUUGAUGGCAUCGGAGAUGGAAAAAUUGAUGUGGAUACUGCAAUACCCAAACCAGAUACCUCAUUCUCUGCAGGUGGAGGGAUUGAUGUAGGCCUUGGCUUUAGUGGAGACCACAAGGGAGAUAUUGGUGGAAUCGGAAAUGGAAAAUUUGAUGUCAGUGGGGAGUUUGGCAGCGAUGAUAUUAAGCCUGAAGUUGACAUGAAUGUCAAAGCAGCUAAACCAGAGGGUUCAUUAAGUGGAGAGAUCGGUGGCAUUUUGACUGGUGGCCCUGAUAUUGGCAGUGGUCUCGGAGCAGAUGUUGACAUUGAUGUUGGUACAACAAAACCCGACAUGUCAAUGGGCGGCCUGGAUGGAAUUGGAAUGGGAGGCACAGCUGGCGAUAUUAGUGGUGAUGUUGGUGUUGGCUUAUCUGGUGGAGCCAAAUUGGGCCUACCUGAAGUAACAGGUUCUGCUAGUACUAAAACUGAUGGUAAAAAGCGGAAGAAAAGAGGAAAAGGAAAGAAGAAAAAGGAUCAUGAGGGAUCAUCAGUCGAUGGUGCUGUUUCAGUAGAUGUACCAAGUGCAGACAUCGGAGUAGUGGGCGGGGAUGGUGGAGAAGUUGACGUUGACAAAGCUGCUUCUGGAGGACUUUCUGUUAAACUGCCAGAAAUGUCGGGCUCAUUAGCAGGCAAAGCUGACGUUGAUGUUAAAACAGAAUCAAAGGCUCGUCCAAAGAAGAAAAAGAAGGAAAAGAAAGGAUUCUUUGGGUCAAUAGGCCUGUCCAGAGAUUCUACUUCUAGCUCCAGCUCUAGCUCCAGUUCAUCUUCUGACUCUGAUGAAGGUAUUGGCUCCAGAAUAAUGUCAACAUUUGGAUUUGGCAAAAAAGACUCCAGUGACUCUGAUAACCCCAAUUCAAAUAACAACAACAAUACGCAGACUGAUGGUACACAAACAAUUGAAACAAGACACGACGACAUGGAACUCAAUGUGAACAAUAAUGCAAAUGGAGAUGAUGCUGAUGAUUCAGCUGCAUAUGCCAAAGAACAUUCCCACUCCAAAGGAAAGAAGUCUUUGGGGAAGUUUUUCAGCCGCAAAGGUCGACAAACCAUUGUUCAAAUACCAGACGAAGACACUGCUGAUGAAGUAGGACUCCAUGGAGUAGACAGUUUGCACUCCAGUAGAUCUGAUGCUGAGCAUGGAAUCAUGUAUUCAAGUAUUGAAGACCUAGGCACAAUAGCAGAAGCUGUUAAGGUGUUGCCACUUCCACAAGGGGCUCCCCCUCCUAAACCAAAGCGUUCGGCAUCGCCCAGUAUUCUAGAAGAAGAGGUGGAUGAAAAGGAGUCUCUUUUCUGGGUUGAAGAGAUUGUAGAUAAAUAUUGUGUAAAUACUGUGCAGGAAACAUCAAUUUCAAACCAAUCCCUGCCAGAGACUGCAACCUUAUCCAACCAAAGGUCUGAUUCAAAACAAUCCAACAAAACCUGUGAAGAAAAUCUUGGAAAUUCUGAGAAGCAGUUUGAACUGUCAUUGACGGAGGAAGAACAGAUGACAAAGUUUAAGCAAAUUUAUCUGUUUGAUUCAGACUUCAUGUUUGCACCACACAUGCAAACUGCAGAAUCGCAGUAUGACAUUGAAGUGGCUUGCGAUAACAAGUCUUCAGAAAACAUCCAACUCCAAAGUCAACGUGCAACCAGUGUUCCUAGUUUAGCACCUAGUGAUCCACAAGCAAGCAUUUCUGCCUCAGACACCAAGCCUUUGCAGACGAAGCCUAACAAUCUGCUUGUGAAGAGGCACCAAUUUUAG